This is a messenger RNA of Leptosia nina, 1491 nucleotides long. Lineage: Eukaryota; Metazoa; Arthropoda; Insecta; Lepidoptera; Pieridae. The record is from the annotation of a GenBank genome assembly.
AUGUUGUUUCGUUUAUAUUUUCUUAUCGUUCUUUUGAUACCGGCCUUUUUGGAAGUGAACUGUGGAAAGCAGUUUCGGUUGGGUCGAGCAAAGGGUGGUAAUUUAGGAGCUCCACAGGGUGUUGCACACGAAGAGGUCCCUCCAGCGAAAUGGUUCAAGCAAAAGCUGGACCACUCUGCACCUACAGACCUUAGAACAUGGAAGCAGAGAUACUUCAUAAAUGACACAUUUUAUGAUAACAAAUCCGGUCCUGUAUUCCUUAUGGUUGGGGGUGAGGGUCCCGCAGACCCACGUUGGAUGGUUAAAGGCACAUGGAUAGACUAUGCUAGAAAGUUCAGAGCUAUGUGCAUUAUGUUGGAACAUCGGUACUAUGGGGAAAGUCAUCCGACAGACGAUGUAAGUACUAAAAACCUACAGUACUUAUCAUCAUACCAGGCUUUAGCAGAUGUAGCAAAUUUCAUUAGUUCAAUGAAUAUUGAAUAUGGAUUCGACCCGAGUAGGAUAAAAUGGGUGGCCUUUGGUGGUUCGUACCCUGGGUCUCUGGCUGCGUGGCUGAGGGUAAAAUAUCCCCAUCUUGUCUUCGCUUCUGUGUCCUCAAGUGGUCCAUUGCUGGCUAAAUUGGAUUUUAAGGAGUACUAUGAAGUGGUCGCUAACGCCAUACAAGAGAAGACGACCAGUUCAAAUUGUCUCAAAAAAGUGAGAGCGGGACACAAACAAGUUGUUGCUUUAAUGAAUGCCAACCCACGGGUACUUGAUAAGGAAUUCAGAACUUGCAAGCCGCUUUCUACGGCAUCUAAGAAUGAUAUAAAGAACUUCUACAACGGUAUUGCCGACGACUUUGCUGAGCUAGUUCAGUACAACGAGGAUAAUCGAAUGAGUCUCAAUACCAAAUACAAAAAUAUUACUAUCAAUACGGUGUGUGACAUGCUGAUUAACAGCAACGACACAGCGUUGAAGGCGCUCGCCAAAUUCAAUUCUAUAAUGCUGGACAAGUCGAAUCAGACAUGCAUGGACUAUAGCUACGAUAGCAUGAUACGCGAAAUGAGGAACAUCUCUUGGACGUCCACGGAGGGCGGUCGUCAAUGGAUAUACCAGACGUGCACCGAGUUUGGUUUCUACCAGACGUCGUCUGGAGAGGUGGAUCUGUUCGGAGACCAAUUCGGUAUAGACUUCUUCGUACAGCAGUGUGUUGACAUUUUUGGAAAAAAGUUCAAUAAAGACUUCAUAAAUAAGGGCAUAAAGUGGACUAACAGCGAGUACGGCGCGAUGGAGAUCACCGCUCCGAAAGUGGUCUACGUGCAUGGAUCGGUGGAUCCGUGGCACGCCCUCGGCAUGACGAAGACCAGGGCCAAUGAUGCGCCCGCCAUAUUUGUUAAAGGUUCCGCUCACUGCGCCGACAUGUACCCGGGCCGUGAUUCCGACAUCGCCGAGUUGGUCCGCGCCCGUGAGUCCGUCGAGAUCCUCUUGUCUCAAUGGCUCCAGCUGCCAUGA